This is a messenger RNA of Emiliania huxleyi CCMP1516, 813 nucleotides long. RefSeq lists its product as hypothetical. The transcript is spliced from 2 exons. Gene Ontology annotation, cellular component: membrane. Lineage: Eukaryota; Haptophyta; Isochrysidales; Noelaerhabdaceae. Bases 46 to 648 code for a protein of 200 amino acids. The record is from RefSeq and is a predicted model, not a curated record.
GCCGCCGCCCUCACGACCACCUCCUCCCUCUUGCUCGGCUGCGGCAUGGUGAGCGUGUGCAGGCUGGUCGGCUUGCGCGCCGUCGCUCGCCACGCCGUCCUCGUCAUCGCCUUGGGCACCGGCCUGCUCGGCGCCGCCCUGGUCGCCCUCGGCGUCGUCCUCAUCUUCGCCACGGACGUCGCCACCGUGUACUUUGACUGGGCCCUCGUCGCCCUCGGCGCUGCCACCUUCGGCGUCUCUCUCCUCGGCGUCUUCGGCUCGAAGCACGAGUCGCCACCUCUCCUCCGCGCCUACGCCUCCGUCCUCCUCCUCCUCCUCCUCUCCCUGAUCGGCGCCGCGGCGGCGCUGUCGUCGCUGGGCGAGGCGCGGAUCGACGCGUGGAUGGAGGAGCACUGGGAGCGCAUCGAGGCGACCACGCUCGUCGUGCGGAAGGACCAGUUCGAGGCGCUGCUCGCAGACCACGUCGCCGCCCUCCUCACGCUCCUCGCGUGCCUCGUCCUCGUGCUCACCUUCGACCUCCUGCUGGUCUGGGUGCUGCAGUGCUCCGCAACCUCCCGCCAUCGGCGCCUCAGGGGCGAAGACGUCGAGCGCAAGCCCCUGAGAGCGAGCAAUGGCGCCGGUGUUGAGCUCGAGGCGGUGGCGCCAUGAGUUCUGCUGCCCUCUACAUCCCAGCGUGCUGCAACUCUUCCGAUUACGAACACCGCAGAUUACAGUUUGUACGGUAGUGUGGCGCGUGUCCAGACGACGCACUCCUUAGCCCUCUAGAUCCUAGUAUUGCGCGUGCUCUUUUUAUUCAAACAGAAUCAGGAGCUC